CUCUUCCUUCUGUCAACCAUUAGGUCACUUCACUCCAUUUAAGACCCCCACAUUUCUUCCAGAGCUCCAUUCUUCCCCUCCAAUGGCGGCCCUAACUCGCCUCUUCCGAACCACGACCACCACUCUCUCCUCCCUCGCUCGCUCCUUCGCCUCAAAACCGAGCAACCAGAUGGGCUACCCCAAGCACCACAAGGGCAGAAUCCACGGCAUCUGCCACAAAGGCGACCGCAUCUCCUUCGGCUCCUUCGCGCUCCAAGCCCUAGAGCCCGCCUGGAUCACCGCAAGGCAGAUCGAGGCCGGCCGGAGAGCGAUCACGAAAAUCGCCCGCACCGGCGGGAAGCUCUGGGUCCGGGUCUUCCCGGACAAGCCGGUCACCGGAAAACCCGCCGGCGUUCGUAUGGGACGAGGAAAGGGAGGCGUUGAGUACAUGGUCGCCGUCGUGAAGCCCGGGAGGGUGCUUUACGAGGUCGGCGGCGUGGCGGAGAGCGUGGCGAAGAAGGCGAUUGCGGUGGCGGCGUCGAAGAUGCACGUGCGGACGCGCUUCAUUGCGGAGCGUGGAAGUGCCAGCUCCUCCUAGUGAAGGCUUCUGAACAGGUCAAUGUCUAGCAGAAUACUACCAUAAUUGAGAGAAACUAUUGGGAUUUGAUUUUCCUGGAUCCUGGCCAAAGUUGCUUCCAGUUCUUAAUCUUGAUGAUUACGAGGAUAAGUGGUUUGCCGCAGCAUAGUUUACUAUACUAUACUUUCACCCGUUAAUGAUGAGCAUGGCAUUCUUUGUAUCGUAGGUGCACACUACAAAUUUUGCAAAGAAAUCUCCUAUUCCUUGAAAAUAAGGUUACUUGAAAUCUCUGCCACUUCUUUUUUGGCAAAUGCUUUGCUAACUCUUCACUUUUAUGCUGUUAUUUUCUCGUUUUAAAGAGGAUCCAAUGUUAAUUUAACAUCUGAUUUUUUUGUUCUUUUUUUGUUGAACUUGAGACGAGGAAUUUGAACUCGGGACCUUGAUAUGAGAAGUUAGCAAAGAUUGCCACUCUAGUUUGAAA
Morus notabilis is the source of this 1037-nucleotide messenger RNA. Its product is annotated as 50S ribosomal protein L16, chloroplastic. The record is from RefSeq and is a predicted model, not a curated record. The coding region runs from base 83 to 577 and encodes 164 amino acids. The transcript is spliced from 2 exons. Gene Ontology annotation, cellular component: ribosome; mitochondrial large ribosomal subunit. Gene Ontology annotation, molecular function: structural constituent of ribosome; rRNA binding. Gene Ontology annotation, biological process: mitochondrial translation. NCBI's taxonomy places the organism in Eukaryota, Viridiplantae, Streptophyta, Magnoliopsida, Rosales, Moraceae.